CCUACGCCCAGGAGCGGGGUUCGUUGUUGAGAGUGUUGUUGAUAGGUGGGGGAGACACAGCUGCUUCAUAUUGUUUUCAAAGUCUGCAACAUUCGAGUUCCUGUUAAGUGUUUUUAAUAGCAGCAUCAUGCAUUAUUUCAAGAUUGGAGCUUUGGCGGCCUCUGCUACAUGGUCUGUUGCAAUGGCCGGGAAGAUUGGAAAGCGUAGUUUUGAUGUUUUCGAUUAUGUUGAUCCCUUGACUGGGACAAGUAAUGGAGGGCACGUGUUUCCUGGAGCGACGCUUCCUUUUGGCAUGGCCAAAGCUGUUGCCGAUGUGGAUGAUCCAAACGAGAAACAGGGAGGUUUUGCAUCGGGCGACAGUAACAUCAAUGGAUUUUCUCACAUGCACGACUCGGGCACAGGCGGGUCUCCGUCUCUGGGAAAUUUCCCCAUUUUCCCCCAGUCUGGUUGUCCUGGAGACAUUGUCGAUAAUUGUUUCUUCACUAAGACAGAACGAGCUUCUCAGAGAAUUAAUGGUUCGAUUGAAGCACAUCCUGGAUACUUCGCUGUCAGUCUGAAUACCUCGAUCAAGGCAGAAAUGACAGUCUCCAAUCACACGGUCCUCUACCGGUUCACCUUCCCAUUGAAUCAGACAGGGUUACCAAACAGCCCUUUGAUACUAGUAGAUCUUACCGACCUUCCCGACUCGAUCACGAACGGAAGGGUUGAGGUUGACGAAAAGACUGGUAGAUUGCAAGGAAAUGGAACUUUUGCUCCUUCUUUCGGCAUCGGGACCUACAAUUUAUCUUUCUGUGCCGAUUUCUCAGGAGCUCCACUUCGAGAUUCUGGAGUUUGGAUGAACAAUCGUGCUGGGUCAUACCCGAAGAGUCUGAGGAGGGUAGCUGAUGGAGUGAACUCGCCUCCUCUCCCGGCUGGCGCUUGGACGCAAUUUAAUGCCACAGAGGACAACGAAAUUCUGGUACGGGUCGGCGUUUCCUUCAUCAGCAAUGAACAAGCUUGCAGUAAUGCCGAGAAAGAGAUUCCAGAUUUCGACUUUGAAGAUAUCCUCAGCUCAGCGGAAGAUGCGUGGCGUGACAAGCUCUCGGUCGUGGAAGUGGAUGCGACUGGAGUGUCUGAUGAACUACAAACGGUAUUCUGGUCUGGAAUGUACCGCUCGAUGAUCUCACCGCAAGACUACACAGGCGAGAACUAUCUCUGGAACAGCACAGAGCCAUAUUAUGACUCGUAUUACUGCAUCUGGGACUCAUUUAGAAGCAUACAUCCUCUACUCACUUUGUUAGAUCCUCAAAGCCAAACAUUGAUGGUCAGGAGUCUCAUAGAUAUCUAUCGACACGAAGGAAAGCUGCCUGAUUGCAGGAUGAGCCUUUGUAAAGGCUUCACUCAGGGAGGCUCUAAUGCAGAUGUUGUUCUUACAGAUUCUUAUCUCAAGAAUAUAACUCUGAAUGUUGAUUGGAAUACUGCCUAUGAAGCAUUAGUUUCCGACGCCGAAGUUGAGCCUCUAGACUGGUCAAUCGAAGGCCGAGGCGGGCUGGGAAGCUGGAAAGAAUAUGGAUACAUUCCGACAGAUGAUUGGGAUCCGUAUGGCGUUGGACCAUUUACCAGAUCUAUUUCAAGGACUGUGGAAUAUGCUUAUGACGACUUCUGCAUCGCGGAGAUGGCGAAGGGACUUGGUAACACUCAAGAUGCUGAGAAAUACGUCGGACGAUCGAGCAACUGGAAGAACAUGCUCAAAGCCGACCAGACUUCCUUCGUCAGCAACACGACAAAUCAUCCCAACAGCACCGUUGACAGCGGCUUCGUCGGUUUCCUCCAACCUCGAUAUCUGAACCAAACCUGGGGAUUCCAAGAUCCCUCCCUUUGCUCCCCUCUCUACAACUUCACCUCCUGCUACCUGAAUUCAGACGGUCACGAAACCUACGAAGGCAGUUCCUGGAUGUACACCUUCUUCGUCCCUCAAGAUAUGGCGACCCUCGUCACCACCCUCGGCGGACCGGACACCUUCACAAAGCGUCUAUCAUAUCUCCACACAUCAGGUCUACUCUACAUCGGCGACGAACAAGCAUUCUUACCAGUCUUCCAAUUCCAUUAUGCAGGUCGCCCAGGUCUAUCCGCAUACUUCUCACACUUCUACAUCCCAUCUCAAUUCAACACCUCUACCAGUGGUCUCGCUGGCAACGAUGAUUCAGGCGCCAUGGGCUCCUUCACAACACUAGCCAUGAUGGGACUCUGGCCUAUCUCAGGCCAGAACGUGUACCUCAUCACUCCUCCCUACUUUCCCGAAAUCAGCGUGACGAACGGACAGACUGGAAACACAGCCACUGUCCGCAAUGUGAACUUUGAUCCCGAUUACGAAGCGAUCUAUAUCCAAAGCGCUACGUUAAACGGGGAGCCCUACGCGAAAAACUGGAUUGCACAUGAUUUUUGGUUGAAUGGUGGGGUGCUGGAAUUGACGCUGGGGAUGAAUGAGAGUGAUUGGGGGACAGGAGCUGCUGAUUUGCCGCCGAGCUCUUCUACGAGCUUUUGAAAAUUAUCUACAGUAUACAGAAUGGGGGAUUCAAGAUAAGAUCUUACAUUAGGACAGUGUUGUGUCCUCCUCCAGACUAUCGUGCGAGGUCUGCUAAUCGUUCGGGAUCUCUUUUCUUGGUUCUGUGUUUUUGGUGUCAGUGCGCUACGAUACCAUCAUCCAAGUGGAUAUUUGU
Messenger RNA from Mollisia scopiformis, 2699 nucleotides. Its product is annotated as glycoside hydrolase family 92 protein. The record is from RefSeq and is a predicted model, not a curated record. Gene Ontology annotation, cellular component: nucleus; cytosol. Gene Ontology annotation, molecular function: peptide-N4-(N-acetyl-beta-glucosaminyl)asparagine amidase activity; carbohydrate binding. NCBI's taxonomy places the organism in Eukaryota, Fungi, Ascomycota, Leotiomycetes, Helotiales, Mollisiaceae. Bases 128 to 2524 code for a protein of 798 amino acids. The transcript is spliced from 6 exons. Gene Ontology annotation, biological process: glycoprotein catabolic process; protein quality control for misfolded or incompletely synthesized proteins; carbohydrate metabolic process.